This is a messenger RNA of Monopterus albus (swamp eel), 5155 nucleotides long. Its product is annotated as netrin receptor UNC5C-like. The record is from RefSeq and is a predicted model, not a curated record. The transcript has 18 exons. Gene Ontology annotation, biological process: axon guidance; netrin-activated signaling pathway. Gene Ontology annotation, cellular component: membrane. NCBI's taxonomy places the organism in Eukaryota, Metazoa, Chordata, Actinopteri, Synbranchiformes, Synbranchidae. Gene Ontology annotation, molecular function: protein binding; netrin receptor activity. Bases 331 to 3198 code for a protein of 955 amino acids.
GGUAGCCAGAGGGCGGUGGCAUUUCUCUCUCUCUGCGUAAACGGAGAGAGUGAAGAAGGAGAGGGCGCACGGAGAGAAAACAGAGCUUAGUGGCAAAGCAGCAGUGCCGCUGACACGAGUGAGAAACCCCGUGGUUAUUUCCACCACCACCUCUCUCUAAAGCUUAACCUGCGCCGUUUGAGACGGACUUAGAUAUCGGGACUACAGGCUACACACCUACUCACCUUUGGUUUUGGACAGCAGAUCCUCUGGUGGAGGGGGGGGGUUCUUGUUUCCCCCACCGUGGACCGAGGAGUUUUGUGUGUUCAUGUGUUUUACGCGUUGUUUGUAAUGAGGAAAAGUGGACAGAGAAGUGGAAUAGGACACCGGGGUUGCAGCUUGGUGAGGAUGUGCGCCACGCCGGGGAUCUUGGUUCUUCUGGUGUUCCUUCACCCAGGAGUCGCCCAGGUAAGAGAUGAUGAUGACUUCCUGAGUCUUAGCGAGCUCCCGGAAACCUUCCCAUCGGACCCUCCGGAGCCCCUACCUCACUUCCUGUUCGAACCUGAGGAAGGCUACAUUGUCAAGAAUAAGCCUGUCAAUCUCUACUGCAAAGCAACACCUGCCACACAGAUUUACUUCAAGUGCAACAGCGAGUGGGUCCAUCAGAAGGACCACACUGUGGAGGAGAGAGUGGAUGAAAAUUCAGGUCUGGUGGUGAGAGAAGCCAGCAUAGAAAUAACACGGCAGCAAGUCGAGGAGCUUUUUGGGCCUGAAGAUUACUGGUGUCAGUGUGUGGCUUGGAGCUCAGCUGGAACCACCAAAAGUCGCAAGGCACACGUCCGCAUUGCGUACCUGAAGAAGUCAUUUGAACAGGAACCCCUGGGGAAGGAAGUUUCUCUGGAGCAGGAAGUGCUGUUGCAGUGUCGCCCUCCGGAGGGCAUACCAGCUGCUGAGGUGGAGUGGUUGAAGAAUGAAGAGAUCAUUGACCCAGCAGAGGACAGAAACUUCUACAUCACCAUUGACCACAACCUCAUCAUAAAACAGGCGCGUCUGUCUGACACAGCCAACUACACAUGUGUGGCUAAGAACAUUGUGGCCAAAAGACGAAGCACUACAGCGACCGUUAUUGUUUAUGUGAAUGGUGGUUGGUCGACAUGGACUGAGUGGUCAGUGUGUAACAGUCGUUGUGGACGAGGCUUCCAAAAACGAACCAGGAGCUGCACUAACCCCGCCCCACUCAAUGGAGGCCUGCCCUGUGAGGGACAAGCCAUCCAAAAACUGCCCUGUACCACGUUGUGCACUGUGGAUGGUGCGUGGACAGAGUGGAGUAAGUGGUCAGCCUGUGGGACAGAGUGUACCCAGUGGAGGAGGAGGGAGUGCAGCGACCCAGCUCCUAAAAAUGGAGGAAAGGACUGUGAGGGGCUCAUCCUCCAGUCUCAGAACUGUACUGAUGGACUCUGUAUGCAAAGUUCAUUGUUUCAGAAGUCCACUGAGCCCAAAGAAAAGAGCGAUGUGGGAAUCCCAUCUGCUCCAAGUACAGAUGACGUGGCUCUGUACGUGGGCAUUGUCAUCGCAGUGAUUAUGUGCCUGGUCAUCUCUGUCAUCGUGGCUCUUUUUGUCUACCGCAAGACACACCGCGACUUCGACUCAGACAUUAUCGACACCUCAGCGCUGAAUGGAGGCUUCCAGUCUGUUAAUAUCAAAACAGCCCGGUCAGCCGAUCUACUGACAGCUCCUCCUGACUUGACAAAUGCAGCUGCCAUGUAUCGUGGUCCAGUGUAUGCUCUCCACGAUGUAUCAGAUAAAAUCCCGAUGACCAACUCUCCUCUCCUGGACCCUCUUCCCAACUUGAAGAUCAAAGUCUACAACUCUUCUGGUCUGGUCACACCACAGGAUGACCUUGGAGGAGAUUUCACAUCCAAACUGUCUCCUAAGGUAACUCAGUCUCUCUUGGACAACAGCGACACCAUGAACCUUCGCAACCAGAGCUUAGCCCGAACUCGAGACCCUUCCUGUACGGCUCACGGAUCCUUCAACAAUCAGGGAGGGCACCUCAUUGUACCCAACUCCGGUGUGAGUUUGUUGGUUCCUGCGGGUGCUGUUCCUCAGGGUAGGGUGUAUGAGAUGUACGUGACCGUGCACAGGAAGGACAGCUUGAGACCUCCAGUAGAGGACAUCCAGACAGUGCUGAGCCCAGUGGUGAGUUGCGGACCUCCAGGAGCCCUGCUGACUAGACCAGUGAUCCUCACCAUCCACCACUGCGCUGACAAUGUCCAGGAAGACUGGUUCAUACAGCUGAAAAACCAACUGGCCAUGGGAGAAUGGGAGGAUGUGGUUGUAGUGGGAGAGGAAAACUUCACCACCCCCUGCUAUGUGCAGAUGGACAUGGAGGCAUGUCACAUCCUAACAGAGACACUGGGGACUUACUGCCUGGUGGGCCAGUCAGUUGGCAAAGCAGCUGCCAAGAGGCUCAAACUGGCAGUUUUUGGACCUGUCUCCUGCACAACUUUGGACUAUCACAUCAGGGUCUAUUGUCUGGAUGACACACAGGAUGCACUCAAGGAGGUUCUUCAGAUGGAGACCCAGAUGGGAGGGAAGCUUCUGGACGAGCCAAAGACUCUGAACUUUAAAGACAGCACACACAAUCUGAGACUGUCGAUCCAUGACGUGCCGCACACACACUGGAAGAGCAAACUCAUUGCAAAGUAUCAGGAGAUCCCAUUCUACCAGGUGUGGAGUGGCAGCCAGAGAACUCUUCACUGUACCUUCACCCUGGAGAGACUGAGCCCAGCCACCACAGAGAUUAGCUGCAAACUUUGUGUGCGACAGGUGGAAGGAGAAGGACAGAUCUUUCAGCUCAGCAACACACUGGAGGAGGAGGUCCAGUGCAUAGACACAUCCCUGAUGGACCCUGCCAGUAAUAUCACAACCUUAGUGGGGCCUAAUGCCUUCCGCAUUCCUUUAUCCAUCAGGCAGAAGCUGUGUGGCAGUCUGGAUGCACCACAGACCAGAGGCAAUGACUGGAGGAUGCUGGCCCACAAACUCAACCUUGACAGGUACCUGAACUACUUUGCCACCAAGUCCAGUCCAACAGGUGUGAUCCUGGAUCUCUGGGAGGCCCAGCACUUCCCUGAUGGAGACCUAAAUGAACUGGCUGCUGUACUGGAAGAGAUGGGUCGCCAUGACAGUAACCUCACUUCUAUGACAACGGAGCACUGACCAGGCAACCUGGUUACCAUGACAAUGGACAGAACUCUGGUGACGAUCACAGGUGAAUUCUUUACAAUGGAUUCUCCAGCUAGGGCAAUGAACCAGUAAGGUAUGAGCAAACAAAAAGCUGUCGCCAUGGUGAGUGAGCACCAAUUAAAUACAAUGGUGAUCAUGCUGACAUGGUAACAGACAGAGGGAGAGAUGCGCGAGAUAGUGCUGGAACAGUGUGUGUAUCUUAAUGUGUGUAUUUGCGCAAUGUUGCAGUCUCGUAUGUGUGACUGAUGGAGAGAUAACCCUACCUUCCACACAAACAGAGUCUAUCAGGAACAAACAAAACGCACGCCUAAAAAAAAAAGACUUGGUCUGGUAUAACGCCAGUCGUUGUUCUCUUGCUAUUACUUUAUACUGAACAAAGACAAGUAGAGAGGGGGGGGGAAAAAAGAUGUUACAGAGGUUCUGGCCUUGGAAACCUCUAUGGGGAUGGAACAGAAGUGAGAGGAACUAAAGUGAUUACACAAGAGUAGGAGAGGGCAGAUUGAGGAAAAUAGAGUGAGUGUGAGACUUUUCGGUAAGAUGAGAGUAAACAGAGAGAAGAUAAAUAGAUUACAAAAGAGAGGAAGGACAUAAACAAAAUUAUGGAAGAAGCGGCAGGUGAACAGGACGGAAAACAGGUAAUGAGAGCGAGGAGAGGUAAAGAAGUGAUCCCACUCUCCUCUUGUGAGCCUUGGCUGUACAUGUUUGCCAGUACAGUUUGUUGUCUUUUUAUCGUUUCCCAGGGAACGCUCUAUGUAUUCUGCUGUCCAUAUGUGUGGAUCAUUUCCUGCUAUAACACAGAUUGCUACACAGUAACAGUCAGUCAAGGGUCCUGACCAGAAACAAGCUAGUGACAACAGGGUUCCCUUUUGGCUGACAUCAUCAUUUUGUCAGAUUAAUUUUGUUCAAAUUUUUGUUCAAAAUGCAUGAACAUAUAAAAUCCAGGUUGCAAGAAAUCUAAAAGGACUAAGUCAAAGACAACUGUCCCCUUGCCUUUAACUUGUGCCUCUUUUCUUCAAAAAGCCAGUCCAAAGAUGAUUAUACUGUUCACCUGAUGGAUGCAGGGAAAUAACAUAACUUAUUUUUUGUUUGACAGACUUGUUAAAUUGUCUGUUUUGAGGUAUAUUUACUAUUGCACUUAUGAUGAACAGAUAAACAAGGCAAAGAUGCAGACUGUCAGUUCUUCAUUCUCAUGCAAAGUACAGUAUGCGAAUGUGUUUGUUUCAUUGUAGUCAUCACAUACUAAGUGUAGAACUAGAUAAAUUUGUUACAGAGCAAUUUUUGCAUAUAGCAAAAAUUUGUUCUGCAUUUACUGUAUUGGUGGUUUACCAUAAGGACUGAAAUGAUGAUCUUCAAAUUACAAAUGCAUCUCAAACCAGAAUUAAGUGCUCUAUUCCUCCCCAAAGAGGAGGAGUUUGGUAAUUAAAGGCAGGGGAAUUCAAGCCGUGACUACCACAUUUGGUUAACUACAACUUGAAAUCUAGGAGUCUCCCUGACAGAUUGUUGAAGCUUGUUUCUGGACAGGGUCCAACAUGUAGUAGAGAGAGGGAGCAAAAAAGGGAUGAAUAAGAAAACAAGUGUGUAUACAAAGCAUUAUUUGAUACUGAAAUAAAUCCUUCUGAUAUCAUUCAUUACUGCUAAAUGUACCCAAUAUACUUUUCUCAAUCUUACCCAUAUUCAUAGGCUCAUCAGUUGUGUUACCUGCCAUCAGGUCACAUAUGAUCAUUUGCGGUCACUAGCACCAUCCAGUGGGCUUUUGAUCAUCUGAAAUGUGUAAAUAUAUAAUUAUCAUGACCUUGUAUUACCAUAAUAUUUUUGUUCAGUGAUCAUUAUCACUGUUUCCCCUACCAUUAUAUUAGGAGGGAAGCAGCUGGAGAGCUCGGUGGGUAACACCACUGACUUUGGUAUGGCAAGAUGGGGUUCGAUUCACUGU